AUGGCGAGCGGGCCGCGGAGCUCCUGGAGCGAGUGGCCCGUGGAUCACUUCCUGCGCACCGGGCACAUCGGGGCCAGGGACGGCGCCGCCGUGCGCUGGUUCCACGCCGCCAACAGCCGGGCCCGGGCGGCGCAGGCCGCGCGGAGUGAUGUGCACAUGGUGGAGGUGGAUGUUCUCCUCCGGGGAGGGCACGGGGACCCCAUCCUGGCUCACCCCCCGGACACUGACAGCGACAUCACCCUGCAGGAGUGGCUGGCACAGAUGGGCAGCACCGAGAAAGGCAUCAAGCUGGAUUUUAAGAGCCUGGCCGCCGUGGGACCCUCUCUGGAGCUUCUGGGGCAGGUGGGGCAGCACCUGGCCAGGCCCGUGUGGCUGAACGGGGACAUCCUGCCUGGGCCCCGCGGGAGCGGCGCGCCGCUGGACGCCCGCGCCUUCCUGGGCGCCGUCACCUCGUCCUGCCCCGAUGCCACCCUGUCCCUGGGCUGGACCACAGGCUGCCACCGAGGGCAAGGCUACCAGUGGCCCAUGGUGCAGGAGAUGUCCCAGCUGUGCCACCCCCUGUCCCAGCCUGUGACCUUCGCCGUCAGAGCGGCGCUGCUGCCCGGUUCCAUCCCCCAGCUCCAGUGGCUUCUCCAGCAGUCCCACAGAUACAGCCUCACUGUUUGGGCAGGAAAGGAAGAUGAGUAUUCUGUAGAAGACUUGCUUCUCAUCCGAGACAACUUUGAUAAAAGUAGGGUUUAUUAUGACAUUUUUGAGCCACAAAAUUCUGAGUUCAAAAAAGCCAUUGGAAUAGAAUGCUAA
Cinclus cinclus is the source of this 801-nucleotide messenger RNA. It is a transcript of the gene FAM151B, whose product is annotated as family with sequence similarity 151 member B. The transcript is spliced from 6 exons. The record is from RefSeq and is a predicted model, not a curated record. NCBI's taxonomy places the organism in Eukaryota, Metazoa, Chordata, Aves, Passeriformes, Cinclidae. The coding region runs from base 1 to 801 and encodes 266 amino acids.